This is a messenger RNA of Talaromyces stipitatus ATCC 10500, 483 nucleotides long. RefSeq names its product F-box domain protein. NCBI's taxonomy places the organism in Eukaryota, Fungi, Ascomycota, Eurotiomycetes, Eurotiales, Trichocomaceae. The record is from RefSeq and is a predicted model, not a curated record. Gene Ontology annotation, molecular function: protein binding. The coding region runs from base 1 to 483 and encodes 160 amino acids. The transcript is spliced from 2 exons.
AUGGAUUCAACCAACAGCAACCCAAAUACAAGACAUGAACUCACCCUGAUGAACCUCCCGACAGAGCUACACAUCCACAUCGCCUCCUACCUCGACUAUCCGGACGCCCUCGCCCUCAAACACACCAACCGCCAUUUCUAUGCUAUCGUCUAUACCGGUGUCUACCUCAAGGUUAGCUGGCUCCUCUCCCGCUUCGAGCACAAACUCGAAUGUCCGCGAAACGAGGACUGCUCGUUGCGUACGGAUGCAUCGUUUUGCAAUAAGACUGUACGAAAGAUCAUGGAGCGCCGAAGACGGCAUUUAGAGUGCAGGCCAGGUGAUGGAGGAUGCACUGUGGUUUUGGGGGCAAGUUGUAGGAAGGAAGUUGUGCCACGAUGGUUGAGGAAGGAGUUGAGAGGAUGGAGAGACGAAGUGUUGAUAUAUGGCUUGCUGCUUGUGUUCUGGACGCUGGUGUGGCAUGCGGUUCGAAUGUAUGUGAGAUAG